CAAAUGGAGUGCAGUUCUGAGCUGGCUGUAAGCAGGAUCAUCGUUUGCUGAUUUUCAAAAAGCCUGUCUUUUAAUUUCUUUCUAUUGUGUUUCAUAACGUUAUUGGUAAUGCUUAGAGGCAUCAGCAAAACUGUGUUCUGCUAGAGGUCCGAAGUGCUGGCUUUUCAUAUGCCACGGAGGGAGAGAGAAAAAGCGAGAGUGCAAAACUGCAAAAAUAGAUUAAGCACAUUGAAGAAUGCCAGCACAGAAGAUGGAGUGGGAACUGUUAGUGCUAGUUGCAUGUGAGGUUAAUGAGCAAAUAUUCACAAACCAAGAGGUCCAGGAUCGAUUUGAAGCCCUUUUCCGGGUUUAUGAUGAACAAGCCACAUUCCAACUGUUCCAAAGCUUCCAGAGAGUACGGAUAAAUUUCACCAAUCAAGAGGCAGCGGCACGUGCCCGAAUAGAACUUCAUGAAUCCGACUUUAAUGGCAGCAAAAUCAAACUUUAUUUUGCACAGGUUCAAAACAGUGAAGACAAGGUUGAUAAAAUGUACUUGAGCCCACCUCCGCCUGUGAAACAAUUCCUCAUCUCCCCUCCAGGGUCUCCUCCAGUUGGAUGGCAUCAGAUUGAAGAUGCAACUCCCACCAUUAAUUAUGAUCUUCUGCGUGCAAUCGCUACACUUGGUCCAGGUGACAAGUACGAGGUGCACACAGGAACAGAAGGCACUCCAAGUGUUGUGGUUCAUAUCUGUGAGAGUGAAAAUGAAGAUGAAGGUGCAGUUAAACUGCCAAAACAAAAAAUAGUUCAAACAAAACGACCAGAUAAUGCACCAACAGUGAACAAAUGAAGCGUCUGUCUACCUGCCUCCUCUGACCAUAUCAUUUACUGCAGCAACAAUUUAAUGGCUGUUUUUCUUUUCUUGAGGACUGUUUAUCCAUCGUUAUAUGAAAAAAAGUAGUAAUUUAGGUGAUUUCCUAAUAAAAGAACAACUGUAAGGAUUCCUUUUUUGUGGCUUUGAAGCUUUAUUCCAUCUUCACCCAGUUUGGUCUGAGCUCACCAGACACAGAAUGAUGUCGGCUGACAGGGGAACCAAAUGGCAGGAUUGCUUCCCUCUCCUCCAAAAGCUUCAAAUCCAUAAAAUUGUUAUGUAGCUUCAGUAUUUGAUCAAAGCUUUAUUUCAGCCCUUUUCAAAUGUGUGAAUUGUAAAUGUCGCUAUUGUCUCUUUUGCAAUGUUGUGUUCUGUAUUAUCUGUCUUGAAUGUUGUUCUGAACAAAUAUUGACCAUAGGAAGCAAUACAAAAACUGUUUGCAUCCAUAGUCUUGCAAUACUUCAAGCUAAUUAGAUUCUAAUUAGAGAAAGAGACCAAACUGUUGUGAAGUAUUCUUCACCCCCUCUCCUGUAUUUCCCCACGCCUCCCCAUUUCCUUCCCAGGAAAGUGGUGAGGUGAAAUAGUGAUGCCAUUAAGCAGCUCACUUUCGCAAUUGAAAUGAAUUUCAGAUGAUGCAGUUUGUGCUUGUUUUUUUUUGUCUUUUUAAUAAAAUCAAUUCACUGGCAGAAAUGAAACUGAUGAAUCUGGAAAGGCAUAGCAGUAAGUCAUGCUUGCAUCUGUAGAGAAAGUCGUCAUUGUUUCAGGCCUGUAUGCUUUUCCAAAAUUGAGUUUGCAGGUUGAACCAAGUUAAUGCCACUCAGUGAACAAUGAGGCACCAAUGAAUCAUGUUUGAUAACCCAUAAAGCUUUAAGGCAAGUACUUUGGCAUGAUGUGGCAUCCCAUGGCAAACUCCACCCACUUCUAUAGUUCUCCAAUUUGACUUGAUUUGUUCACUGAGUAUUGCAAUUUUUCAUAAAAGUGUCUGGAGCUAAUGAGCAGAUCUAGAUGAUAUGUUAUUUGCCAAACAAAACACUUGCUCUAGCAAUGAUUUAAAUAAAGAGAAGCAUAAA
Hemiscyllium ocellatum (epaulette shark) is the source of this 1917-nucleotide messenger RNA. RefSeq names its product calcipressin-3-like. Gene Ontology annotation, molecular function: nucleic acid binding; calcium-dependent protein serine/threonine phosphatase regulator activity. Lineage: Eukaryota; Metazoa; Chordata; Chondrichthyes; Orectolobiformes; Hemiscylliidae. Gene Ontology annotation, biological process: calcium-mediated signaling. The transcript is spliced from 4 exons. The record is from RefSeq and is a predicted model, not a curated record. Gene Ontology annotation, cellular component: cytoplasm; nucleus. The coding region runs from base 236 to 826 and encodes 196 amino acids.